Molecule: messenger RNA, 7380 nt
Organism: Felis catus (domestic cat)
Lineage: Eukaryota; Metazoa; Chordata; Mammalia; Carnivora; Felidae
Gene: MAGI3
Product: membrane associated guanylate kinase, WW and PDZ domain containing 3
Exons: 21
Coding region: 1-4449 (1482 amino acids)
Biological process (GO): signal transduction
Cellular component (GO): cytoplasm
Molecular function (GO): protein binding
Source: RefSeq, a predicted model, not a curated record
AUGUCGAAGACGCUGAAGAAGAAGAAGCACUGGCUCAGCAAGGUGCAGGAGUGCGCGGUGUCCUGGGCCGGGCCCCCGGGCGACUUGGGCGCGGAGAUCCGGGGCGGCGCGGAGCGCGGCGAGUUCCCCUACCUGGGGCGGCUCCGGGAGGAGCCCGGCGGGGGCACCUGCUGCGUCGUCUCGGGCAAGGCGCCCAGCCCGGGGGAUGUGCUGCUGGAGGUGAACGGGACGCCUGUCAGCGGGCUCACCAACCGGGACACCCUGGCUGUCAUCCGCCACUUCCGAGAGCCCAUCCGUCUCAAGACUGUGAAGCCAGGCAAAGUCAUUAAUAAAGAUUUGCGACAUUACCUGAGUCUUCAGUUUCAGAAAGGAUCAAUUGACCACAAAUUGCAGCAAGUGAUCAGAGAUAAUCUCUACUUGAGAACCAUUCCAUGCACUACAAGGGCCCCCAGGGAUGGGGAAGUACCAGGGGUGGACUAUAAUUUCAUUUCUGUUGAACAGUUCAAAGCACUGGAAGAGAGUGGCGCAUUAUUAGAAAGUGGAACGUAUGAUGGAAACUUCUAUGGAACUCCCAAACCUCCAGCAGAACCCAGUCCUUUCCAGCCAGAUCCAGUUGAUCAGGUCCUCUUUGAUAAUGAGUUUGACACAGAAUCCCAAAGAAAGCGAACCACAUCUGUCAGCAAGAUGGAGAGAAUGGACAGCUCUCUUCCUGAAGAGGAAGAAGAUGAGGACAAGGAAGCUAUUAACGGCAGCGGAAAUGCGGAAAACAGAGAGAGGCAUUCUGAGUCCUCUGACUGGAUGAAGACUGUCCCGAGUUAUAACCAAACAAAUAGCUCCAUGGACUUCAGAAAUUAUAUGAUGAGAGAUGAGAACCUGGAACCACUGCCCAAAAACUGGGAAAUGGCCUACACCGACACGGGGAUGAUCUACUUCAUUGACCACAAUACCAAGACAACCACCUGGUUGGAUCCUCGUCUUUGUAAGAAAGCCAAAGCCCCUGAAGACUGUGAAGAUGGAGAACUUCCUUAUGGCUGGGAGAAAAUAGAGGACCCUCAGUAUGGGACGUACUAUGUCGAUCACCUUAACCAGAAAACCCAGUUUGAAAAUCCAGUGGAGGAAGCCAAACGGAAAAAGCAGUUAGGACAGGCUGAUGCCGGGCCUUCAAAACCAGAUAUGGAAAAAUCCCACUUUACUCGAGAUCCAUCACAGCUGAAAGGCAUCCUUAUUCGAGCAUCAUUGAAGAAAAGCACCAUGGGAUUUGGUUUUACCAUUAUUGGUGGAGAUAGGCCUGAUGAGUUCCUGCAAGUGAAAAAUGUGCUGAAAGAUGGUCCUGCAGCUCAGGAUGGGAAAAUCGCACCAGGUGAUGUUAUUGUAGACAUCAAUGGCAACUGUGUCCUUGGUCACACCCAUGCAGAUGUUGUCCAGAUGUUUCAAUUGGUACCUGUCAAUCAGUAUGUAAACCUCACUUUAUGUCGUGGGUAUCCACUCCCUGACGACAAUGAAGAUCCUGUUGUGGACAUUGUUGCUGCUACGCCUGUCAUCAACGGACAGUCAUUAACCAAGGGAGAGACUUGUGUGAAUACUCAGGAUUUUAAGUCAGGAGCAGUGGUUCUGGACCAGAAUGGAAAACCGGGACACGCCUUGAUCAGUGACCGUCUCAAUGGACCAUCAGACCCGAGCGAGCAGAGAGCAUCGAUGGCAUCAUCAGGCAGCUCCCAGCCUGAACUAGUGACUAUCCCUCUGAUUAAGGGCCCUAAAGGCUUUGGGUUUGCAAUUGCUGACAGCCCAACAGGACAGAAGGUCAAAAUGAUAUUGGAUAGUCAGUGGUGUCAAGGCCUACAGAAGGGGGAUAUAAUUAAGGAAAUUUACCAUCAAAAUGUGCAGAAUUUAACACAUCUCCAAGUGGUAGAGGUGCUAAAGCAGUUUCCAGUAGGUGCAGAUGUACCAUUGCUUAUCUUGAGAGGAGGUCCUCCUUCACCAACUAAAACUGCCAAGAUGAAAACAGAUAAAAAGGAAAAUUCAGGAAGUUUGGAGGCCAUAAAUGAGCCCAUUCCCCAGCCUAUGCCUUUUCCACCCAGCAUUAUCAGGUCAGGAUCCCCGAAAUUGGAUCCUUCUGAGGUCUACCUGAAAUCUAAGACUUUAUAUGAAGAUAAACCACCAAACACCAAAGACUUGGAUGUUUUUCUUCGGAAGCAGGAGUCAGGGUUUGGCUUCCGGGUACUGGGAGGCGAGGGGCCGGACCAGUCUAUAUACAUUGGGGCCAUCAUUCCUCUGGGCGCAGCUGAGAAAGAUGGCCGGCUCCGUGCAGCUGAUGAACUGAUGUGCAUCGAUGGGAUUCCUGUUAAAGGGAAGUCACACAAACAAGUCUUAGACCUCAUGACGACAGCUGCUCGAAAUGGCCACGUGCUAUUAACCGUCAGAAGAAAGAUCUUCUAUGGUGAGAAACAACCUGAGGAUGACAGCUCUCAAGCCUUCCUUUCAACCCAGAAUGGCUCUCCCCGCCUGAACCGAGCAGAGGUCCCAGCCAGGCCUGCUCCACAGGAGGCCUACGAUGUAGUCUUGCACCGAAAAGAAAAUGAAGGAUUUGGCUUCGUCAUCCUCACCUCCAAAAACAAACCCCCUCCAGGAGUAAUUCCUCAUAAAAUUGGCCGAGUCAUAGAAGGAAGUCCAGCCGAUCGCUGUGGAAAACUGAAAAUUGGAGAUCACAUCUCUGCGGUGAACGGGCAGUCCAUUGUUGAACUGUCCCAUGAUAGCAUCGUUCAGCUGAUCAAAGAUGCUGGUGUCACCGUCACACUAACGGUCAUUGCUGAGGAGGAGCAUCAUGGCCCGCCGUCAGGAACAAACUCCGCCCGGCAAAGCCCCGCCCUGCAGCACAGACCCAUGGGACAGUCACAGGCCAACCACGUACCUGGGGACAGAGGUGCCGUAGAAGGUGAAAUCGGGAAAGACGUCUCCGCCUCUUACCGACACUCGUGGUCUGACCACAAGCACCUUGCCCAGCCUGACGCCGCCAUGAUUUCCGUCGUAGGCAGCCGGCACAAUCAGAGCCUUGGCUGUUACCCAGUGGAGCUAGAGCGAGGCCCCCGGGGAUUUGGGUUCAGCCUCCGCGGGGGGAAGGAGUACAACAUGGGGCUGUUCAUCCUGCGUCUGGCCGAGGAGGGCCCCGCCAUCAAAGACGGCAGGAUCCACGUUGGUGACCAGAUCGUUGAAAUCAAUGGGGAACCUACACAAGGUAUCACGCAUACUCGAGCGAUUGAACUCAUUCAGGCUGGUGGGAAUAAAGUUCUUCUUCUUUUGAGGCCAGGGACUGGCCUGAUACCUGACCACGGUGAUUGGGAUAUUAAUAAUAAUCCUUCGUCUUCAAAUGUGAUUUAUGAUGAGCAGUCACCAUUUCCCCCAGCGUCACAUUCUGCUUCCGUAUUUGAGGGGUCCCCCAUGCCAGUAACUGAAGAAUCUUUAAUGAGAGCUCAGAUAUGUGAAAAGACAGAGGAAUUAAAGGGCGGUGUGCCUGAAAAGAAAAGCACUUUAAAUGAAAAUCAGCCUGAUAAAAAGCAGCACUCUUUUCUCCAGAAAAAUGUGAAUAAAAGGGAUCCACCCGGCAGUCAUGGGCAUGGUGACAAGAAAAAUCUCUUAAAAGUAGAAACUGGCGUUACACAAAGAGGUAGAUCUGCUAGUCCCAGGAAGCCGGCCAGCCGACAUGCAGAAGAACGUUCGGACAAGAUUCCCAGUCUUCCCACCACUGACCCCAAGAGAAGACCCAGAGACCGGUCCCUCAGCCCCAGGAGAGGGGACAGUAAAAGUGGUCAGACCGGCACUAGGGCAGGUUCUGGGCAGGCUCACUGUGGAAAAAGCAGAGGACGAUCUUCAAGCCCAAAGAAGCAGCAAAAGACUGAAGGCAGCAAAGGCCGACCAAAUACUGAAGCCAGAGGACUAGAGUCUGAGAGUCAGAGAGGAGGGGGCCGCGCUAGGGACGGUGCUGAGCAGAUCUCGGACGGCAGGGAAGGAUCAGGUGCUGCCAGGAAAGACACAAAGCAGAGCCAGUCUGGGAAAAACAGGACAAGGUCCCCAGAGAAAAGAAGCAAGAGAACGGAUGAAAAGUCUCUUCCGCCCAAAAAGACUAGUAACACUGCUAGUAGGCCAGAGUCUGAGCAGGAAGAAGGAAAGAAGGCCACCGUGGGAGAGACAAGUUCUAGCAAGGAGAAAACAGGAGAAAAUGUCAAAAAAUCAGAAAAGCUGAAGCAGGACCCUGAAGAAAGGAUGGUUUUAAACAAAAUGGAAGACCCCCGAGGAAAAGAACAAGAGGCAGCCGACAAAAACAGAGAGGGUGGAGGGUUCCAACCUGAGAGCGCUUCUCCCGUUAGGAAAACACCAAUCACUCCAGGGCCCUGGAAGGUGCCAAGUGCAAAUAAAGCCACAGGCACUACUGGUGUGGCCGAGAAACGGCUGUGACCUUUGGUAUAAAACAAAGAAAAACAAGUCGUAAUUUUUCCUUUCUAAAAAGCAGCAUUUUUCAAAAACAAAAGUCAUUUUUUUUUUCCAGAAAUUCUGAAACACACACAUUUUACUUUGAACAUCAAGUUACCCAGGCUGCAUGAAGGGCCUUCAGGACUGCUAAGAACCAACCGUCCCCCGGCUGGCUGCCCUCCCGCGCGCUCAUCCGACAUGCGUGGCUCGGGUGCCCCGGCCCGUCGCCGUGAGUGUCCAUGCUGAUGUGCACACAGUGUGGUCACAACUCACUUUAUAUCUGUGCCAAGUUAUCUACUGUAUCACGUGUGUUGUAUCCGUCUCACUCAGAUAAUUCCACAGUAAUGAAAAAACUAGGUUUGGCUUGGAAGUUGAUAUCCUCAAUAGCAUGCUGCAUGUUUACAGAGAGAAAUAUUUGAGUCCUUGCAGAAGAAGGGAUUGUUAGCUCGUCAUUAAAGAUGGCGGUUGCCUCUUCUAACAGCUACUGGUGAUGGCCCAGGCCCGGUUUAAAAAUGAAACUCCAAAACAUCACUACUGAAAAGAAAAACAAAAUGUAGUCAAAUAUCGACACUUUCUUCCGGAUUUUAAUUCGGCUGCAUAAGGUAUUCUGAGUAACUUUCAAGAUACCACUUAACAAUUGAAUGUUCAAAAUGAGACCAUGCUUUCAGCACUGGAGAGCUCACCUGCUGUGUGACCCAGCCCUGAUGCAGUCUUAGCGUCUCAGGUCACCCCUUUCCUUCAGUUAUUUCGUUAUGAAACCAGAAAGCAGCCUGUGGAAAUAGUGCUCGCGGCUGUUCAGAGAAGAGCCACCACAUUUCUGUUUCUGGAUAUUUGGGUUGGACCUACUACUAAUUCAUUAAUUGUUAAUACAUAGUACAUAUCUGGAGAGUCCAAAAACCAGACAGAUUGUGAGGGACUCCAUCACGAAACAAUCUGGUGGCAGCCAUACAAGUUCAGGUGUUCAGAGGCAGAACCUGCGUGAGCCCUGCUUGGCAAGAGGAUAGACAUGGCGGUAGACAGAACGUGCUAGAUCGUAUUUUAAUUUCUAGCUACAUUAACUUAUUUAAAAAGCAAGAAAGGGAGACUAAACCUUUGCUUAGCUUGUACACAUUUUCGGAGUUCUUUCUAAAAGUCUAGUGAAAGAUGUUUGUUGGGAGGUAGAGACCGUUCUUAACUCCCUAAGACAGACCCAGGUUUUUUGGUCCCCUGAAGCAGCAUUCAGUAGCGACUAUAAAUAAAGGAACAAUCUCAGAACAAAACCAUUUUAUGGGGUAUUUGAACACCCCUGUUCUGUCACCUGGGUUCAUCUUGUUAUUGUGAAACACGUUAUGUCCAGGUCGUUUCCUCUUAGAGUUCGACUGUGAAAGUCUUUAAUGUAACAACAGAAUCUGCCCCUGUAGCUGAGACACGCUUCCCAGAGUGAGAGUUUGAAAUCCCCUUUCAUCCAGAACUAUAUUUACCCAUCUAUUGUAACUACUUGAAUAGAGAAAAAUUAGGAGGCUUGAUAAAUGCUAAGAAUUUAGUACCACAGAAAUGAUUUAUUUUCCCAAUAGUCCACAAUUAGUGAUAAAGAUCCUAUUUUUAUUGUUAACUGUGACAUAACUUUGAUGUCCUCUGUUGUCAGUCUGACGUGGCUCUUUCCUUCCUAAGUAACCUGUCACUGUACUGAUUAUAUACUGACUUAGCAAUGUGGCCUUGGAAUGCUAAGCAAAAUAUGGAUGUACUGGUUGUAAAUGUUUAUAUAUUGUACAGUACCUUUAUAUAUACACUUGAGGUUCUGAUUAGAGAAAGAGAUCUGUAAAUCGCUCGUUAUUUUUUAUAUAGAUAUUAAAAAAACAAAACAAAAAACUGUUUAUGGCCUGCAUUUCUUUUACUGUCGGGUUUAUUUAAUAUUGCUUUCUCUUUGUGGAGUGGAUUCCCAUCACAGUCUGAGUCCUCAAAUAGAUUGUGUUCCCCCCGAGUAAUGAACAUUCAAAAUGCUACAAAUCAGGAAGACUCAUAAUGAUGAUUUUACCUGUAUGGCUGCCUUUUAUCCGUAUGUAAACCUUGAAAUGGGCUUGAGGUAAAUAUCACUGUGCCUCGUCAUUGUAAAGAAAAUAGCUUUGCAUAAAUAAUUUGCUGUCUAUCCCCCAAAAUCUUUUAUACCAUCAGGGAGAGAAAAAGACUGGUCUUUUUCUGUGUACUUUAGUAUGACCAGCAUUCAGAGAAUAUGGUUUUAUGAAAGCAAGGAAUAUUCAAAUUGAACUGUGUAACAAUUUGACUAAUCACCUCCACAAAGAUGUGUUUAAGCUGAAGUUUAAUCCAUAGUGUGCCCCCGGAACUACAGAACACUGGUAGAAAUGGGGACUUUUGUCCCCAAAAUGUGAUGUGACUUUUGUCCCCAAAACAAAAUGUGAUGGUUCAGUCUGGUGUGGAUACAUGAGAGCAACUUCUGACAUCAUCCUAGCAUGCUCCGAUUCCUAGGAACUCUCUAGGUUUUUUAAACAAUAACAGAUUUAUUUAUUUAGACAGCUCUUCACUGGUCGUGUUAUUAAGGUGUACCAGCGGUACAGUGAUCUGUUUAAAGCAUGCCGUGGUUAUUACAUGAACUCUGCAAUCUUUGCUGUAGUUAACUGAAUUCGUUCAAGAGAUCCAAUGACUUGGAUCUGUUUUCAUUGUUGCUGCGCAAGCGAGCCAGCCUUCUGUGAAGAGUGGGAUUCUCGCCACUCGAGAACUCUGAAUCUUUCUCUCAGAUACAUUAAAAAUAUGAAAACAUAGCCAAGUGCUUUAGCCUAAACCUAUAAUUUUGACAGAGAAUCCUUGGGGAAUUUGUCUAUUUUACAGUGUUUCCAUUGAAGUCAGGCAGCACUAUUAUUAGCAAAUACACAAAUCAAGAGGCUUAUUUUGUCCUGAAUAAACAACCAUUUGUUACCUUGA